Molecule: messenger RNA, 306 nt
Organism: Brassica oleracea var. oleracea
Lineage: Eukaryota; Viridiplantae; Streptophyta; Magnoliopsida; Brassicales; Brassicaceae
Source: the annotation of a RefSeq genome assembly
AUGAAGAUUUUUACUUGGUUUAGCUGUCAUAGUGGAGCGAAGGGACCCAGACUCCUACGGGAGGCAGCAGUGGGGAAUUUUCCGCAAUACAUUUUUCCGUGGUCGAACGUGUCUUUCUAUGGUACGCUCGGUACGCCUUGUUUCUAUUGUUCUCCGAUAGCUCUAUCAGUGAUUAUUUCAAGUAGUGCUUUUUGUCUGUUACCGGAUAUGUAUAGAAGUUUCCUUAUGGUGUUCCUCUCCGGUGUUGCUGAAUACACGUCACCGGUUCGACUCCUAUUUAUAUUUAGUGGUCCAUUUAUUGAUUGA